Molecule: messenger RNA, 1426 nt
Organism: Lutzomyia longipalpis
Lineage: Eukaryota; Metazoa; Arthropoda; Insecta; Diptera; Psychodidae
Product: zinc finger protein 675-like
Exons: 2
Coding region: 137-1090 (317 amino acids)
Biological process (GO): regulation of transcription by RNA polymerase II
Cellular component (GO): nucleus
Molecular function (GO): DNA-binding transcription factor activity, RNA polymerase II-specific; zinc ion binding; RNA polymerase II cis-regulatory region sequence-specific DNA binding
Source: RefSeq, a predicted model, not a curated record
AAGCAGGGUGGUACUAAAGUUUCCAAUAUUUUUCACAUUUUGAUGUUUUUAUUUUAGAGCCACCCUGUUUUUAGAGACGCUGUCAGCUUUAUUUUGUUCCUGACCAGAUUGUUCAGCAGUUUCACAAAUAACUGAAAUGGAUAAUCAGGAAUGCCGAAUUUGUAUGACACCGCAAAAUAAUUCAGUGUUUGUGGAUAUUUUCGUGCAUACCAUUGUCACAGGAAAUACGGAACUCUAUCUCUGCGAUGCCAUCCAAGAACUAACUGAUUUAAAGAUCUACAAAGGUGAUGGGAAACCCGAAGCAAUUUGUCAGGAUUGCGAGAGUCGCCUCCACAGCGCUUAUGAGCUCAAAAUUCUCGCUGAAGAAUCCGACAAGAAGUUUGUCACAGAGGAGGUAUCAAUGGUGGAAGAGGAAGAGAAGAAGACUAUAAUUGAACGAUAUGAGUACAGUGUGGAGACAAAGGAAGACGGAAUAGUGGUGGAGAAGGAAGAUGAGGAGACUGAGGAAAUUGAUGCAGUCUCCUUUGUACUGAAGUACAUUCCGGAGACAGUGGCAGAGCUCCAUAAGCGCUCCGAGAGUGGACGCAGUCGAAAGCCGGUAGACUACAAGGAUAGGAAACACGAGUGCACUGUGUGCUCCAAGAGAUUCCUCCGGCGUUCCAAUCUCAUCGACCACCUGCGACUUCAUGCAAAUCAGCGUCCCUUCGAAUGCGAGUACUGCAGCAAAACCUUCGUACAGUCUGGCAAUUACAAAUCGCACCUUCGAAUUCACACGAAGGAACGUCCCUAUGAGUGCAAAGUAUGUCAUAAGAGCUACAAUCAGCCAAGUGCCCUCAAAGUUCACAUCCGGACGCAUACAAUGGAGAAGAAUUACGUGUGUCCUGUGUGUGAGAAGCGCUUCACAAACUCCUCGGACCUGUCGAAGCACAAAAGGAUUCAUGAUGAAGUGAAGAAGUAUACCUGCGACUUUUGCUCCAAGGACUUCGCUCAGAAUGUCAACUUGAAGAAACACAUCCGGAACAAUCACAGAGAGGCGCUGGAGCUGGCGUCUGAAAAUAAGAAGAUGGACAUCAUUGAGGUAAUUGUUUAAAUCUCAAAUUGCUCUAAUAGAAUGCAGUUUCCAAUACAACGAACAAUGUGCUCGCGUCCUUAUUUUUUUUUCCUUCAGUGUUCAGGAGGAAUUUCUUUGUGUCCUUUUGAUUGAAAUCUCUAAAUAUAAAAUUGAUUCUUUGUCAACUCAAUUUGGCAUUUAAAGAGAAGCUCAUCUUUAAAAGAUGUUUUGUAGUCUCAAACACUGAUCAGGACAAAACAUUGUUCGCUGUAGAAGAUUCAGUUUAUAAGUCAUCCCCCCUACUUAUUAGGUUCAAUGAUAAAUGAUCAGAGAUUAAAAUUUGUUUAAUAAAAUAGAACAUCUUUGUAGCAGGAA